AGAGGAGUUGGUGGUCAAUAUAUUACCUGUGCAAGCAGGAGCUUCUAGGACUGAAUGAGCUAAACUGGUUUCUUGCCUCUAUCUCUCUCUCUCUCUCUCUCUCUCUCUCUCUCUCUCUCUCUCUCUCUCCCCACCUCCGUUACCCCUCCCCCUGGACCUGUUCGGUCUCUUCUGCUAGAUUCUCACCUGUGGCGGGGAGGGACUGAGCACAUGUGCGUUUAGAAGGUGUGUCAGUGUUUGCACAGAUCACAGAAAAGAAAAACCAGUUGAACAGCUUCAAGCAGGGUAUGAUGGGAGGGGGAGGGGGGCUGCCAUCUCCUGCUGAGCUGUGCACAAGACAGAUUAGUUGAGCAGGCCUCUGAUAAGUUUGAUGAGGGAGCUAUGCUAGCUUUAUGAGUAGCCUACACCUACAUGUCAUAUAUUUUGGGCAAGACCAGCUUUAAUAUUUGUACAAGUCUUUAAAGUUCAUUUGCAUAGUGUUUUAGUCGUCCUGUCGUUUUCUAUUUAUAGAGACACAAGUUAGGACAAAUAUAUGGCAAUAAACGAAUUGAAUAUAUACACUGUAACUUGAUAUAUGUUUUUAUUUGAAUAUUUUCCAAAAUCUGCAUGUCUCAGUGAAAAAUCAAUGAUGUAGAAAUUGCUGUUUCCCUGCAACACCCAGAAGUGAACAGUAGGCGACCCGGAAGACCUGAACUACGUCUGAAAGCGAGAAGAAAGAACAUUCUAACCAUUUAUAAAAUACAUCCAAAUAUUCCAGCGAGGUGACAGGAUGGCUGAGCCUCGUUUUAACAACCCCUACUUCUGGCCUCCGCCUCCAAGCAUGCCUGGUCAGCUGGAUAACCUAGUCUUGAUCAAUAAAAUCAAGGAGCAGCUGAUGGCAGAGAAGAUACGUCCUCCACACCUGCCCUCCACCACAGUCCCUUCCCAGCAGCCCUUGCUGGUCCCGGCCACCCAGACAGAAGGCGGGCAGCACGGUAUGCCCGGUCCCAAGGUCCAACAGAUGGGUGGGGGACUCCACAGCCACAGUCACAGCCCGUCUCAGCCAGACAUCGCCCUUCACGCACGGCCAGCCUCCAGCACAGUGGCAGGUAGCUACCCUGGUCCCUCCCUGUUCGUUCAGCCGUCAGGUAGCUACCCUGGUCCCUCACUGGUCCCUUACCCAUCAGGGCGUAUUCUUGGUGAUGUAAACUUGAAUCUGGACGAUAAGACAGCUAUAAAGGCUAGAGGACUGUGGGAGGACUGGCAUUUGCGUCAAAUCAUAGACCAACCCUCUCGAACAAACCACCUGUCAGGUUUGACCCUCUCCUCUCGGACAGCCAAUCACAACACAUCAGAGGCAAUCACACAGACCACACCCACCUCCAGCAGCCAUAGCAGGCUAGGGGUUGCCCCCAGCCUCAUCGCGGGAUUGGCCGGCGGGCACGGGAUGGAGCCAAUCAAAAGCAACGGAGGCCUGGCUGGACUUCUAGGACCCCAACCCAAAGUGGAGCGAGGGCGUAAGAAGAUAAAGGCUGAGAACGGGGCUGGUCCUCUCCUGGUGGUGCCCUACCCCCUCCUGGCCCCUGGGAACGACCAGCCCUGCCUCACCAUCACUGCCAAAGAGGGCAAAACGUACAGGUGUAAAGUGUGCCCGCUGACCUUCUUCUCCAAGUCCGACAUGCAGAUCCACUCCAAGUCGCACACGGAGGCCAAGGCCCAUAAGUGUCCCCACUGCUCCAAGUCCUUCGCCAACGCCUCCUACCUGGCCCAGCACCUGCGCAUCCACCUGGGAGUCAAGCCCUACCACUGCUCCUACUGUGAGAAGUGCUUCCGCCAGCUCUCCCACCUCCAGCAGCACACCAGAAUUCACACAGGUGACCGGCCUUAUAAAUGUGCCCAUCCAGGAUGUGAAAAGGCUUUUACUCAGCUCUCCAACCUGCAGUCCCACCAGAGACAGCAUAACAAAGACAAGCCCUUCAAGUGUUCCAACUGCUACCGUGCGUACUCGGACUCCGCCUCGCUGCAGAUCCACCUGUCAGCCCACGCCAUCAAGAACGCCAAGGCCUACUGCUGCAGCAUGUGUGGCAGGGCCUACACCUCAGAGACGUACCUCAUGAAGCACAUGUCGAAACACACGGUGGUGGAACACCUGGUGUCCCACCACUCUCCUCAGAGGACAGAGUCUCCCAGCAUCCCUAUACGGAUCUCCCUCAUCUGACAACUUCCUGUCGGACUGGACAGCCCGCCUCCACCCCGUCACCGAGCAACCCCACCCUCUGGUCCAUCGAGUAAGAUUCCUCUGUGAUGUCUGCCGACUUUCAGCCCAGCGUGACCAAUCCCAGAUGACGGUUGUUGUCGUUUUGUUUUCCCCUUGGCAGGGUCUAAAAUGUGCGCAAAUAUUUGUACCUCAUUAUAAGGUAGCCUCUUCUUUUUAAUAUAUUGUUCUCUCCUUCUGUAUCAUUCUAGAUGUUGAUGGUAUUAACGGGGAAUGUUUGGGACAUCCAAAGAUGAAUUCACAGCACUUUCAGGCCUUUGAGUACUGGCCCAAAAAAGAUUUUAGUCUAAUAAGACAAAAAAAAAGUAUUGUUCCUGGCAGCUAAAAUGUCAACCCUUCUUGUUAUAGAGUACUA
Osmerus eperlanus (European smelt) is the source of this 2609-nucleotide messenger RNA. It is a transcript of the gene znf362a, whose product is annotated as zinc finger protein 362a. Gene Ontology annotation, cellular component: chromatin; nucleus; PcG protein complex. NCBI's taxonomy places the organism in Eukaryota, Metazoa, Chordata, Actinopteri, Osmeriformes, Osmeridae. Bases 770 to 2197 code for a protein of 475 amino acids. The record is from RefSeq and is a predicted model, not a curated record. Gene Ontology annotation, biological process: regulation of transcription by RNA polymerase II. The transcript has 9 exons. Gene Ontology annotation, molecular function: DNA-binding transcription repressor activity, RNA polymerase II-specific; RNA polymerase II cis-regulatory region sequence-specific DNA binding.